Messenger RNA from Colossoma macropomum (tambaqui), 1632 nucleotides. It is a transcript of the gene prps1a, whose product is annotated as phosphoribosyl pyrophosphate synthetase 1A. Gene Ontology annotation, biological process: 5-phosphoribose 1-diphosphate biosynthetic process; ribonucleoside monophosphate biosynthetic process; purine nucleotide biosynthetic process. Gene Ontology annotation, cellular component: ribose phosphate diphosphokinase complex; cytoplasm. The transcript has 8 exons. NCBI's taxonomy places the organism in Eukaryota, Metazoa, Chordata, Actinopteri, Characiformes, Serrasalmidae. The record is from RefSeq and is a predicted model, not a curated record. The coding region runs from base 208 to 1179 and encodes 323 amino acids. Gene Ontology annotation, molecular function: magnesium ion binding; ATP binding; ribose phosphate diphosphokinase activity.
GACAACUAGUGGGCUGCUGGGGAACGGCUGCCAAGGAGACGGAGCAGGAGCUGACAGACAGACAGACAGGUCGAGCGCUCCGUGUUUACUGGCAGCAGCGCUGUGUUUACAGCAGCUACGCUCUCUAACAUUCACCGACAUUUACUGAGUUUGUUCUGAACCCGGCGGCUCCUUUCAGCCAAGAUAGACGCGCUGGAACAGCCGAGAAUGCCGAACAUCAAGAUAUUCAGCGGCAGUUCUCAUCCUGACUUAUCGCAGAAGAUCGCUGACCGCCUGGGACAGGAGCUCGGCAAAGUGGUCACCAAGAAGUUCAGCAACCAAGAAACAUGUGUUGAGAUCGGCGAGAGCGUGCGCGGAGAGGACGUUUACAUCGUUCAGAGCGGCUGUGGUGAGAUAAACGAUAACCUGAUGGAGUUAUUGAUUAUGAUCAAUGCGUGUAAGAUCGCGUCAGCGUCCCGAGUGACCGCGGUCAUCCCCUGCUUUCCCUACGCCAGACAAGACAAGAAGGAUAAGGUGGGGAGUCGAGCUCCCAUCUCGGCCAAGCUGGUGGCGAACAUGCUGUCUGUAGCUGGAGCCGAUCACAUCAUCACUAUGGAUCUGCAUGCCUCUCAAAUACAGGGGUUUUUUGAUAUUCCAGUGGAUAAUCUGUACGCUGAGCCUGCCGUUCUGAAGUGGAUCAAAGAGAACAUUAACGAGUGGAAGAACUGCACCAUCGUCUCUCCUGAUGCAGGCGGGGCCAAGAGGUGUGGAGGGGUGACGUCCAUAGCGGAUCAUCUGAAUGUGGACUUUGCUCUGAUCCAUAAAGAGAGGAAGAAGGCCAAUGAAGUUGACCGCAUGGUUCUGGUCGGAGAUGUUAAAGACAGAGUGGCCAUCCUGGUGGACGACAUGGCAGAUACAUGUGGCACGAUCUGCCAUGCAGCGGACAAGUUGGUCUCUGCUGGAGCGACUAAAGUCUACGCUAUUCUGACUCACGGCAUCUUCUCUGGACCUGCAAUCUCUCGCAUAAACAACGCCAACUUUGAGGCUGUGGUGGUCACCAACACUAUUCCACAGGAGGACAAGAUCAAACACUGCAACAAGAUACAGGUGAUUGACAUCUCCAUGAUCCUGGCAGAGGCAAUCCGGCGAACCCAUAACGGAGAGUCUGUGUCCUACCUGUUCAGCCAUGUACCUUUAUAACGCACACACACACACACACAUACAUACACACACACACACACACACACACACACGCUCCCUUGUGCGUUUUCUGUUCGCUAUUUGUGAGCAAAUAUAAAAUAAAUACAAAUACGCAACUCAUCAUUUUACAAACUCUUCACUGCCAUCAGCUUCAUGUACUCUAAUAACCAUGGAUUGUACCUGCUAAUCCACUGAGCAUUGCUUGAACAUUUAUCCAAACAAUCUACAGUCAUUUAGUUUCAUUACUGAGUGUUCCGAAGAUCUGAAUAUUAUCCAAACUCUGCCCACAAAUGUGUUGUUUCAUAGCUACUGUAGUGAUGUAGUUAUUUACAGUACCUACAUUUAGAGCCGGUUAUUCAUUCAGCCUAAUGAGAAACUGUAGAACAGACUCGGUCUAUAUCACAAUACCUACAUUUAGAGUCGGUUAUUCAUUCAGCCUAAUGAGAAACUGUA